GCUUGCACCUCGAGUAGAGGAAGGUGAACGAACGAGAACGGGUUUAAGGGUUGAUAUUUUUCUCUAUGGUGGGAAAGAGUUGGUGCAUUGGCUGUUCCCUUUGUGCGCACCACUCUUUUGCAGUGUCCAUUGUCGAGGAGGGGGAGCAUUGAAGACUGGAGGAGGAUAAGAGGAGAGAUUCUUGGGAAGAAGCGGCGCCCUCGAUAAAUCGGGUUCCUCGACCCGGAAACGGUGCAGUUGGUACGUGCGUAACACGGCGUACGAGUAUCGUCACAUCGAUAUCCUGAUCGGCGCACGUGUCCACGCAACGAGGCUAAAGAGAACACCGUCGAUGCACAGGAGUGUUCUCAACAAUGUCGUCUUCUUCACCCGAGUGUUCAACGUCCUGGAUAUUCUAAAGCAUGGAAUGAGUUUUUGAGAAUGCAGAAUCUUGUUUAUCCCGUAAUUGGCGGAAUGAAUAGUGACGAGUGUAUGAUAAGUUAUCGGUUAAAAACAUAACAGAAAUCAUCAUUCAAAUGAUUAAGACAACAUCAUCGAGUUCAAUCAACAGACAGAAAAGGCGAUAUUCAGCGUAACAUGAGUUUCGCAGAAACAACUUGUUGAUGACGUUAUGGGGUGGAUCUUUCUUGCCAGUACUUUACUCUUCUGCAUAUGCGCGGCGGGACUGCCGUUGCCACAGGGAGGUGGCGGAGCGGGGGGCCAUGGACAGCCGCAGGCUGGAUCGCCGAGCACCCCGGGCCCCGGCGGUGGUACAGCUGGCAGUGGCGCGAGCACUCUCGGCGCCGCUGGCGGCGGUGCUUCUGGCUCUGGCACCGCCGCCGCCGGUGGAAGUGGGAUUGGUUUCAGUGUGACCGGGGGAAGUACCGGCGGCGGGGCUGGUGGCGGUGCCGCCGGCGGUGGCGCAAGUUGGUCCGCGGGACCGCCUCGUCGGGGCCGAGGGUGGCGCGACUGGCGCCGCGGCGACCCCACGCUGAUCAAGGGACUGUGGAAGUCGAAGGGGCCUCUAGAUUCCCUAGGAAAGGCGGAGGUGUACAUCUUCUUGGCGUUGCUGAUCGGUUUCGUGACGGUGGUGGUCGGGUGUUGGCUGUCCGACAACUGUUGGUCCCCGGAGCCGGAAGGAGUGGUGACCCUGGCAUAGCCUAGUGCAGACUUCCGUUCGUCCAGGCGAUAACAACUAGUACGCGGGCCCUCCUACAGGAUCUUCCAAGACUUCGUCCAACAGAACAGGCGUCCGUUGCUCGACAUCAACGAUAACCACACCGUGCUACCACCCGUGUGAUCAUCCGCGUCACGCUUGAAGGGAAGGAAAGGGGGAGGAAAGAAGGAGAAGGGAAAGAAGAAGGAAGAAACCGUCUCUCUUCCAUCGAGGC
This is a messenger RNA of Apis florea (little honeybee), 1370 nucleotides long. RefSeq lists its product as uncharacterized. NCBI's taxonomy places the organism in Eukaryota, Metazoa, Arthropoda, Insecta, Hymenoptera, Apidae. The record is from RefSeq and is a predicted model, not a curated record.